AUGACGGGAUACCGUGGCCUUGUGCACACGCUGGUGGUGGUGAUAUACACGGUCUCGGUGUGGCUGGUUUCUCCCGGGGAAGCGUAUCAAGAGGUGUCCGACAAGACGCUGCAAGGCCUGGCAGGCCCGCAGGAUGAUUUCGAUAUCCACAAGGGGGCGAUCUUGUCUCCGAUUCUGCGUACGCGGGUUCCCGGGACGGCUGGGUCGACGGCGGUGCUGAACCACUUUGUCGACUUCUUCCGGACGCAGCUACCGGAAUGGACGAUUGAGUUCCAGAACUCGACAUCGACGACGCCCGUGACGGGAUCGAAGGAGGUGCCGUUUAUCAACUUUAUUGCGUCGCGGGACCCGCCGUGGACGGGCAAGGGGGAAGCGGGACGACUGACGCUGGCGGCGCACUACGACAGCAAGUACGAGCCGGAAGGGUUCAUCGGGGCGAUCGACAGUGCGGCGCCGUGUGCGAUGAUCAUGCAUGCGAUGCGGAGCAUCAACGCGGCGCUGAGUCGGAAGUGGGAGACGAUGCAGGCUGCCGCAGGCGGGCCGGACCCGUUGGACGAGCAGACGGGGAUCCAGGUGGUGUUUCUCGACGGCGAGGAGGCCUUCCAGACCUGGACGGAUACGGACUCGCUGUACGGGGCGCGGUCGCUGGCAGAACACUGGGCGGACGAGGCUCACCCGGCGAUGUCGACGUUCCGCACGCCGCUGUCGGCGAUCAGCCUGUUCAUGCUGCUGGACCUGCUGGGAGCCAAGGACCCGAGCAUCCUGUCCUACUUCCCGACCACGCACUGGGCGUACCAACGUCUGGCAAGGCUGGAGCAGCGGUUGCGCGAGGGGAAGAAGUUCAAGUCGCCGCCACCCACGGGUCGGUCCUGGUUCCUCGACGGCAGCAAGACGGAGCACCAGAUCGAGCCGUGGCUCAACAUCCAGGACGACCAUGUGCCCUUCCUGAGGCGCGGGGUGGAGGUGCUGCACGUCAUCGAUGCCAAUCCGCGGACUGGAUUCCCCAAGGUGUGGCAUACGCUGGACGACGACGGCGAGCACCUGGACACGAACACGGUGGAAGACUGGAGUACCCUGGUGACUGCGUUUGCUGCCGAAUGGAUGGAGCUGGAGGGGUACUUUGAACCACGCAAGGCGAAGCGAUGGGAGAAAACCGAACUGUAA
Molecule: messenger RNA, 1164 nt
Organism: Penicilliopsis zonata CBS 506.65
Lineage: Eukaryota; Fungi; Ascomycota; Eurotiomycetes; Eurotiales; Aspergillaceae
Exons: 1
Coding region: 1-1164 (387 amino acids)
Molecular function (GO): glutaminyl-peptide cyclotransferase activity; zinc ion binding
Source: RefSeq, a predicted model, not a curated record